UUCCGUGGUCUAACCCCAAAAACCCUGCAGAAUCUCGAAGAACCAGUACUCUCUCUGGUUUGGCUUGGUUUGUAUUGAGAUCAUGGCUUCACCGUCGUCUUCUUCAAUGGUCACAGAACGAAGAGGAAUCCCAGGAGCUCAGUUCGUGGAGGACGUCCAGACCUAUCUCACCCAAUUAGGUCUCGACGUUAACUCUGCCCUCGCUUUCCUCCAAGAAAGACUGCAGCAAUAUAAGUUGGUUGAGAUGAAACUUCUAGCUCAGCAAAGGGAUCUUCAGGCAAAAAUCCCUGACAUUGAAAAGUGCUUAGAUGUGGUGGCCACUUUGCAAGCUAAGAAGGGUACUGGUGAGGCACUUAUUACUGAUUUUGAAAUCUCUGAAGGCAUAUAUUCUCGCGCUUGCAUUGAUGAUUCGGACUCAGUAUGUUUAUGGCUAGGAGCAAACGUCAUGUUAGAGUAUUCGUGUGAAGAGGCCACUGCUCUUCUGCAAAAGAAUUUAGAUAAUGCUAAAGCCAGUUUAGAAGUUCUUGUUGCUGAUCUUCAAUUCUUGAGGGAUCAAGUGACAAUAACUCAGGUAACCAUUGCUCGUGUGUACAACUGGGAUGUUCAUCAGCGCAGAAUUCAUCAAGCUGCUGCAGCUACUAAAGACUAAUGAAAUUAAAAUCAUCUAUGCAGAUUCACAGGUGUUAGAAUAUGUUUUCCUUAUGGAAGUAUGGUCCUUAUCUCUCUUUAUUGCUUGACUUGGGUGAUUGGAUUGUCUUUCUUUAUCUUUGGGGGUCAGUUAUCUAUUUAAUGGUUUCUCUUCACAUCUGCAUUUUGAGUUCCAGAUGUGGUAUAUUACAAGUAUAUCUGUUUGUGGAGGGAAAUUGUUAUAUAUAUAUAUAUAUAUAUAUAUAUAUAUAUAUAUAGGACCAGUUUUGACGUAUGAUGGCACUAUUGGGCUUAAACUAUAACAUUUGUAUGGCCUGAAAUUUUCAGGUUGCUGGAUUUUAUUUUGCUUCGUGGAACCAAGUCAUGGUUAUUACUUAUUUGAA
Corylus avellana is the source of this 1031-nucleotide messenger RNA. RefSeq names its product prefoldin 3 (gene PFD3). The record is from RefSeq and is a predicted model, not a curated record. Gene Ontology annotation, molecular function: tubulin binding. NCBI's taxonomy places the organism in Eukaryota, Viridiplantae, Streptophyta, Magnoliopsida, Fagales, Betulaceae. Gene Ontology annotation, biological process: microtubule-based process; protein folding; tubulin complex assembly. Gene Ontology annotation, cellular component: prefoldin complex; cytoplasm.